AGCACAAGCGUCCCAUUGCUCUUAUCGUCCUUCAUGUAACGCUGAUGAGAAGCAUCAGUGCUUGGGCUCCCAUCAUCUGCCUGAGCACUUCCUCAUCAGGACAGGCUCCGGCCGAUAAUCUGGAGGGAAAACCUGUCCUGGAUGUGGAGCUGCAGCGAGGUCCUGGAAAAUGGGAAGCUAAAAAUUAGGCUUUGAGUAAGGUCCCCUUUGUAAAGAAUCUCUUGAGAGCAUCCCAGGGGAACGGUGGCAGAUUCUCCUCUGGAAUCCAAGAAGGCCUUCCACCGUUCAAAGAACUGAAACACAACUUCUCUCUGGAUUAUCUGACAUUGUGAUCACCCACUACCAGCUGACUCUGUUCUUAAUAGAUGGGUUCAGCCUUUAAUAGGUUCUGCAUGCAGUUCUGCUGCUGCUGCUGUGCUGCUGCUGAUGACGAUGAGGAUGAUGAAAAGCAGCCUUUAGUACCUGCGGAUCCUUUGGACUAUUUUACCCGGGAAGUUCAGAAGCGUCGGGAUGAGGAAACCAACCUGUGGAGUGAGCCGGGCGACCCCAGCCACUCGGAGAGAGAGGAUGACCGGACGCUCUACGCCCUGCUGCAAGCCAGGCAGAACACCCGCAUGGGCUCCACAGGCUACCGUCGUCUGAGUGUUGACAUCGAGGCUAUGAGAGACACGCGCAGAGAAGUCAGAGACAAAUGGAAGACAGUCCUGGAAAACCUUGGUUUUAUGGCUGAGGCAGACUCUCUGCUGACUGUGUCUGCUGGCGGCUCACAAGACCGCAUGCGUAAUGCCCCAAAAGCACGUGCCCUCCUUCAUACACUCCACUCUGAGACCUCCAUCUUCAACAGCAGCAGAGAACCACCACCAGAAAGAUAUCUGUUCAUCCUGGAUCGUCUCCUGUACCUAGACAUUGCUGAAGAUUUUGUGGCAAAGGCAAAACGCUUCUAUCCCCCAAAGGAUGACUCCGACGAAGAGGUGCCGGGUCUCUCCGUGAACCUGCCACUGCUGCUGGCCAGGAUGGGGGCCAUGAAUGGAGGAGGGGAUGACGAUGAGGAGGAGAGCGAAAAAGAUGAUGAUAACAUGAGUGACUGAGCUUAAGAUCUACUGGCUGCAGUAAUAAGUGACAGAAAGCAGGGGGCAGUAGUCAUCAACCUGGGAGACCUGGAUGACAGAAUUGCAUAGCUCUUAGUGUUUGUUUCCUCGUACAGUGUUGCUGCUGCUUUUUUUGGAAGUUUUAGGCUGAACAAUUUCCCCUUUCUCAUCUAGCUUGAGUCUUUUCUGUUUAGUCUGGCCAAAAUCUGAAAGGAGCAUCAUGGAUUUUGAAAUGAAUGCCGCAGAUGUGUUAACUGUGUGUGUGUUUUCUCUCCAGCAAAGAGUGCUAUCGUGUUUGUAGGCAGUUCAUUGUUCACGUGUUGUGAACCUUCAGGGUAGCGAUGUUCUUCUGAGCAAUGCCUCUUUAUAUUUUGUCCUAUGAUUAUCAGCACUUGUUUCAUUCGAUCAUAUGAUCAGUAAGAACAUGGAAAUAAAUAGCACACCAAAUCUGAUGUCAGAUUUUUUUUUUUUUUUUAAGGUUUUACAAGAACGAGUGCGUUUGCAGAAUCACUGCUUUAACUCAUUAACAUCUGUAUGUGGUUGAAAAUAUUUGGAGAGGUAGCAAAAAGAAAUGCAAUGUUAGUACUGUAUGUUGAACUUUUACAUUGAUUGAAUGUGUGACUGAGAUGGAAGGGUGUUUUUCCUCUUCAGCAAUUUGCUGGAAAAAAAAAAAGAAAGAUUUAUACAAGUGUGCGACAGUUUGUGCGGUGGCGUCAAGUUAAUACUGAAAUAAAGUUCCAGACUGAAGCCUGUUAUGUGCAAUGCCACAUGCAUCUUACUUGUGUGAAGUAGCUUGCUUUUCCUGAAGUUACAUAGAUUAAAAUGAAUAAAAUAGGCAAGAAUUUUUUAAAUCAAGUUUAAGUUUAAGAGCACUGAGCAGUGGAAACUGUGGCAUGGGUGCAACAGUCUUUUGAAGUGGAACACAAGAGCCUUCUUCAUCUG
Molecule: messenger RNA, 2030 nt
Organism: Archocentrus centrarchus (flier cichlid)
Lineage: Eukaryota; Metazoa; Chordata; Actinopteri; Cichliformes; Cichlidae
Product: melanoregulin
Exons: 6
Coding region: 366-1088 (240 amino acids)
Biological process (GO): melanosome transport
Cellular component (GO): melanosome
Source: RefSeq, a predicted model, not a curated record